ACACACACACCACACAUCCACGCGCGCGCACGCGAGAGCACACACAGAUCUCGCUCGCUUCGGAGGCCGGCGGCCCCCUUACUCUCGCACUCCCACCCUAGCCUUCCACACCCACACCCACCGAGAUGUAUUUUUUGCCUUUAAAAAAGUGUAAAUAAAGCCUCGCUAGCCCCCAAUGAGGCGUUCCUUCCCGACUUUUUUGGAUCAAUCAAACAGACAGUGGCUUCUUUUGAUUAAAGCCCAAAUUGUCAUUGGGCAGAAGCAAUCAUGUGACAGCCAAUUCGGUCCAAUUUCAACCUUGUCUCCAUGAAUUCAAUAGUUUAAUAGUAGCGCGGUCCCCAUACGGCUGUAAUCAGUGAAUUAGAAAAAAAACACCCCAGCAGCGAUCUUCUAUGAGAGAUUUUUUUUUCUGCUCUCUCCUUUCGCCUGGGCCUUCCCCCCGCCCCCCCUAAGCCCCUCCAGAAGAGGGAACUUUUUCUCCGAGGGGGCUCCGAGGAGAAGGCCAUGAAUUACGAAUUUGAGCGAGAGACUGGCUUUAUCAAUAGUCAGCCGUCGCUCGCUGAGUGCCUGACAUCUUUUCCCCCUGUCGGUGAUACAUUUCAAAGUUCAUCAAUCAAGAGCUCGUCGCUUUCACAGUCGACACUGAUUCCUCCUCCUUUUGAGCAGACCAUCCCCAGCCUGAACCCGGGCAGCCACCCUCGCCACGGCAGCGGCGGCGGCCGCCCCAAAUCCAGCCCUGAUGGCAGCGGCGGCGGCGGCGGCGGCGGCGGCGGCGGCGGCAGCCCGGUGCCCGCCGGCGCCCUGCAGCCCCCGGAGUACCCCUGGAUGAAAGAGAAAAAAGCUUCCAAGAAAUCCGCGCUGCCUCCCGCCUCCUCGGCCUCCGCCUCCGCCACUGGACAUGCCUGCCUGAACCACAAAGAAUCCCUGGAAAUCGCAGAUAACAGCAGCGGGGGCUCCAGACGCCUGAGAACGGCUUACACCAAUACCCAGCUCUUGGAGCUGGAAAAAGAAUUUCAUUUCAACAAGUAUCUCUGUAGACCUCGGAGGGUGGAGAUCGCAGCCCUGCUGGAUCUGACUGAGAGACAAGUCAAAGUCUGGUUCCAGAACCGGAGGAUGAAACACAAGAGGCAGACCCAGUGCAAAGAGAACCAAAACAGCGAGGGGAAAUACAAGAACCUGGAGGACCCCGAGAAAGCCGAGGAAGAAGAGGAGAAAUCGCUCUUUGAGCAAGCGCUCAACGUCUCAGGGGCCCUUCUGGAGAGGGAAGGGUACACUUUUCAGCAAAACGCCCUGUCCCAGCAGCAGGCGCCCAACGUGCACAAUGGCGACUCCCAAAGUUUCCCAGUUUCGCCUUUAACCAGCAAUGAGAAAAAUCUGAAACAUUUUCAGCACCAGUCACCCACUGUUCAGAACUGCUUGUCAACAAUGGGCCUGAACAAUGACAGCCCAGAGGCCUUGGAUGUCCCCUCUUUACAAGACUUCACCGUAUUCUCCACAGAUUCCUGCCUCCAGCUUUCAGAGGCCGUAUCGCCCAGUUUACCAGGCUCUCUCGACAGUCCUGUAGAUAUCUCAGCUGACAGCUUUGACUUUUUCACAGACACACUCACUACAAUUGACUUGCAGCAUCUGAAUUACUAAACACAUUAAAAAACAAAAAACAAACAACAAAAAAAAGCAAAACAAAAAUCCCUUUGGGGGGGUUGCCUUCUCUUUUCCCCGGAGUUGAUUUCAACAGACAAAGUUCCCUCUCUCCUGCCCUUUUCUCCCUCCUCCCCCGCUCCCCAACUGGUCAGGGUUUUUUUUGGGGUUUCGUAAUUCCCCUGAUCGAGUUCCAGAGCCAUUUUUGCAGGUUAUAAUGAAGUUAUAGUUGUUUUGGAUUUAACCCAAAUACCCUCUAGGUGAUUCCUUGAAAGCAAUAUAUGAGGCCUGUAAGAAAGUGACCGUCUAAUUGUAUCGUCACUUUCUUUUUAUUUUUGUAUUACAUUAGAAUGCAUUGUCAUAAGUAUUUUUGGUAGAAUAAAUUCUCCUUUGCUACAAGUAAUUUUCUUAUCCCCCUUUCCCCCACCAAGAUUCAUAACGCUUCCUUUCCCUCCUUUUAGUCUAACUUGGUAAAUAAAAUUCUGCUCACAAUCUCUCUUC
Molecule: messenger RNA, 2139 nt
Organism: Sarcophilus harrisii (Tasmanian devil)
Lineage: Eukaryota; Metazoa; Chordata; Mammalia; Dasyuromorphia; Dasyuridae
Gene: HOXA2
Product: homeobox A2
Exons: 2
Coding region: 505-1638 (377 amino acids)
Biological process (GO): regulation of DNA-templated transcription
Molecular function (GO): DNA-binding transcription factor activity, RNA polymerase II-specific; DNA binding
Source: RefSeq, a predicted model, not a curated record